Messenger RNA from Paramisgurnus dabryanus, 2033 nucleotides. RefSeq names its product TNF superfamily member 10 (gene tnfsf10). Gene Ontology annotation, biological process: immune response. Gene Ontology annotation, molecular function: tumor necrosis factor receptor binding. Gene Ontology annotation, cellular component: membrane. NCBI's taxonomy places the organism in Eukaryota, Metazoa, Chordata, Actinopteri, Cypriniformes, Cobitidae. The record is from RefSeq and is a predicted model, not a curated record.
AUAUGUAACAGAGAAGAAGGAAUUCUCAGCUUUUGUCUCGGGCUGCAGCACACACGCAAUAGUCAGCAUGACAGGAUCACACAGCAUGCAGUAUAUCGGACUUAUGCUGCUGGCUGCAAUUCUCCUGCAGACGAUAGCCGUGGCCGUGACCUUCAUAUAUUUCAGCAACGUCCUGUCGACGAUGAAAGAAACUUUCUCCAAGAGCAGUGUUUCGUGUUUGAUGCGUGCAAACCUGAGGACCAUAAAGGGUCAGGAGUUAAACGCGGCGGAGGGAAAAGACGACCCCUGCUGGCAGGUCACGCAACAGCUACACUUUCUCAUUGAAAAGUCAAUGUCCAGUCGUUAUCAAAAAGAAAUUUCAUCAGCAGUUAAAGAUGAAGUCUCCAGAGUACUUCCUUCAUUGGUGGUCCAAGACCAAGACGAUUCCCCUCGGCCUAAGAUUGCAGCACAUGUGACAGGCAGUUAUAUACCAGAGACAGAAAAGUCAGGAGGUCUGCCGAACAGGAAGGUCUACGGUCAGAAGAUUCAAUCGUGGGAGUCCGAAAAGGGUUUGGCUUUUCUCCAGAACGUUGAGCUGAGUGACGGGGAGCUGGUGGUACCGCAGGCGGGCCUGUAUUACAUCUACUCCCAAACUUACUUCAGACACACACUUAUAGAAGAAGAGGAUAAUGAUAAGGAGGAAGAGGAGGCCACGUCCGGCGAGUCGGUCUGGGGGAAACCCAUGUUGCAGUAUGUGUAUAAAAAAGUGAGUUCGUACCCGGUGCCCAUACUGCUGAUGAAGAACGCUCGGACGACCUGCUGGUCACGUGACACAGAAUACGGCCUGUACUCUAUCUAUCAAGCGGGCCUUUUUCAGCUCGGAGGGGGGGAUAGGGUGUUUGUGACCGUCAGCAACGUAAGCACUAUCGACAUGGAUGAAAAGUCAAGCUUUUUCGGUGCGUUCUUGGUCAGCUAGACACACAGAAAGUGGUGCGCAAUGGAAAAAGCGCACUUCUAGAGGAUGAGCGACAAGACUCAGCUUGCUUGGCAUUUUUACCUGAGCUGUCUUUUGAAAGGCAGCCAAGUGCCUUUAAACAUUUGGAUGUGCUUGCCGAGAUGCACCGUCUCCUGCCCAAACAGUUAACCGUGAUUGAUGAGAUCUCUGAACGGUGCAAAUAUUUGCCGCUUCUUUAUGCUCGGCCAGUGGGUUCAAUCAUAAAUCAGUUUCUUAGUGAAAAGUGUGAAGCAAUGCGCCCAGCGAAAGGUGUUUGAACUCAUCACCUAUGCCUGGAGGGGGCGAAGAAAAGUGCGGGCUUGCCAGGGUGUUUGGAAGCAAGUUGUUUGGACGUGGCAGGAAAAGGAAGGUGUGAUUUUUUAGGAUGAGCUGCAGGGUUUUCCUGCUGGCUUUCAUCCUUUUUGGACCUGUGACCUCAUGUAGCAUUGAAAACAAAAUGGGAUGUUGAAAUACACGUGGAGAGACUAUUUUUUACUUUGAUGACCUAGACUUACGCACUUCUUUCUGAAUCAUGCAUUGAUUGUACUUGUUUGUGAUACUUGUCAGUAUAUGCACUACUAUUGUGCGUUUGUAUAGUGUGUAUUGUUUUUUAUUACAUCAUCAUUAAUUUCAAAGGACCAUCGGCACUCCUGUCUUUCUAAAAACAUGAAUCUGCGACUUAAAUGUGAAAAUCACUGUGACAUUGUAUAAUGGUAAAUUGUCUUGUACAUAAUUUCUUUUGUAUAUACCCGUGUCAAACAUAUACUGAGAAAUGUCCAUAACCUGACACUACAAUAAAUAAAGUCCUGGAUGUUGUCUGACUUUUUUGCUAAAAUAUACAAAUACAAUUGCUAUCUUAAAUACUGUUAUUCAACCGCAGACCGUUUCACUUUUUCCUAUAACAUGUGCUUAAAUGUAAACUGCUAGGCUAUUUCAAAUGUUUGCGUUAUCCACUGGAAUAAUCCGACUAUUUUUGAAGCUGUUCAUUUAUCAAACUCUGUAAAGUUCAAAUUUUGUUUCAUGUUAUGGCAUCACGAAUAAAAAUUUUAGAUAAAGUAAA